Messenger RNA from Triticum aestivum (bread wheat), 1458 nucleotides. Its product is annotated as pneumococcal serine-rich repeat protein. The transcript has a single exon. The record is from RefSeq and is a predicted model, not a curated record. Bases 60 to 1238 code for a protein of 392 amino acids. Gene Ontology annotation, biological process: negative regulation of catalytic activity. Gene Ontology annotation, molecular function: enzyme inhibitor activity. NCBI's taxonomy places the organism in Eukaryota, Viridiplantae, Streptophyta, Magnoliopsida, Poales, Poaceae.
CGCUCACAACACGAAGAGAGACACAUGCACCAGGAAUCAAUUAGCGGUCAGCGUCAGCCAUGGCCGGCCUGCCUCGCCUCGUCGUGCUCCUGCUCCUCGUCUUCGCCGUCCCUGUCGCCCAGCCCACCCCCUACAGCGACAACCUCCAGGACGCGUGCAACAAGACGCUGUUCCCUAAAGUGUGCAUCCAGUCGCUGACGACCAACCCGGAGACCCGGACAGCGGACGCGCGCCGGCUGGCCGAGCUGUCCGUGUACGUGGCCAAGGAGGUAGGCACCACGGUGGCAGCGUUCGCUCACCACGAGCUCAGCGGCGUCAAGGAGGACACCCUGUUCAAGUGCCUCGACGGCUGCUCCGACGACAUUGAAGAGACGGUGGCGCACCUGAGCGCCCUCACCCGCGAGCCCACCUGCGCCAAGUUCCUCGAGAUCAAGUCGUGGCUGUCCGCGACGCUGGGCGGCUCCAACACCUGUGAGGAGACCUGCAAGGACGCGCCCAUCAGCGACGUCAAGAACGCCGUCGUAACCAAGAGCCUCGAGUUCGAGAAGCUGCUCCGCGUCACGCUCGACCUCAUCACCGAGGCGUCUGGCCCCAUGCCCGCCGCCGGCGCCGCGGUGGCGCCCACGGCGUGGGACAGCGGCGCUCCAGGAUCCUACGGCGCCAGCACGUCGGGCUCCUACGGCUCCAGCGCACCUGAGUCGUUCGACAGUGCCAGCGCGUCGGGCUCCUACGGCUCCAGCGCGUCGGGCUCCUACAGCUCCAGCGCACCUGAGUCGUUCGACAGUGCCAGCGCGUCGGGCUCCUACGGCUCCAGCGCACCUGAGUCGUCCGACAGUGCCAGCGCGUCGGGCUCCUACGGCUCCAGCGCAUCGGCAUCCGAAGCACCAUCCACUGAUGCGUCGGCGUCCUCGAGCGCACCUACCUCCGAGGCACCGUCAGCUGACGCGUCGGGCUCCUACGGCUCCACCGCAUCGGGCUCCGAAGCACCAUCGGCCGAUGCAUCGGCACCCUCGAACGCACAAACCUCCGACUCAACGUCAGCUGACGCACCGGCCUCCUCCUACGGCGCCUCCAGCGGGCCAGCUGCCGAUGCACCGUCGGCAUCCCCAUCGGACGCGGACGCUCCAUCUUCCGGGGCUGCCGACUCGCCAUCGUCAGGGGCAUCAUACGGGUCUGCCGGCGCACCGUCCCCGUCCGGGUCCGGCGCCAGCGCUCCUGAGGCCGAUUCGACAGCAUGAGAAACGCGCGCCCUGCUGAUGCUUUGGUACCUAGGGUAAACUUUUUGGCUCUAGAUUCUACCCGUCGUCUUGUGCUGCUGUGCGCGAGAGGAUGCUCAUGCUGAUGCACUUAUGGUCUUUAGUCCGUGGUUGGUCGAGAAACCAAGUAGAAUGGAAUGUUAUGGUUCUAUUCAAAGUGUAGUGAGUCAAUUUUGUAUGUUAUUUUUCAUUUAACUAUUCA